AUGUCAAAGGCUCUCAACCACGAAGAGCUUUCGGUGUGGCUAUCGACAACCAUGAUUCAAGCGCUUCGCAACAUGAUCAGUCUCUUUACACAUUUCUUUGAAUCUUUGGAAUACAUGCUUGAUAGAUUCUUGGACCUUCUGGCACUUUGCAUCUGUCAAGAGAACGACACUUUGGCUAGAAUUGGCAGCAAUUGCUUGCAACAGCUGAUUCUCCAGAAUGUUCACAAAUUCACCCCUGAGCACUGGGAAAAGGUUGUUGGCGCUUUCGUUGACUUGUUUGCACGAACUGAAGCGACGGCUCUCUUCUCCGCAGCAACCUCUUCCUCUUACAGGAAAGACUCGAGUGCCUCGAACGGCCUUGCCAUGGCCGAAACCCCUUCCGCAGACCCCGCAUCUAUACCACAGGAGAGCCCUCUCAACCUCAAUGGCGAAGAACUCUCGACAAUUGAGGGAACGCCUAGACGUCCUCGUGGCAACACCACGGCUACUAUGCAGUCCGAUCGAAGUCUUUCGCCCUCGAAGCAGGCACAAAUCGGCGACGGUAAUGAACUUGAAUCCUUCAACAACACAUCCCAAACACCCAACGCGCCGGUCGUUGUCACUGCAGCUCGUCGCCGCUUCUUCAACCAGAUAAUCACCAAGUGUGUUUUGCAAUUGCUGAUGAUUGACACGGUCAGCGAGUUGUUCUCCAACGACUCAGUCUACGCUGCCAUUCCUUCUCAUCUCCUGCUGCGCUUGAUGUCACUGCUCAAGAAGUCUUACCACUUUGCUAAACGCUUCAACGAAGAUCGCGAUUUGCGCACCAAGUUGUUCAGGGAAGGUUUCAUGCGUCAGCCACCAAACCUGCUCAAGCAAGAAUCUGGGUCGGCUUCCGUUUAUGUUAGCAUUCUCCUACGCAUGUUUUCUGACGACGGAGAAGAGCGCAAAGCAUCGCGUGCCGAGACAGAGCAGGCACUCAUUCCUCUGUGUGCCGAUAUUGUGAGCUCUUACAUUGAGCUUGACGAAGACACACAACAACGUAACAUCAUCACUUGGCGGCCCGUUGUAGUUGAUGUGCUUGAAGGAUACACAGCCUUCCACACCGAGGAUUUCGAACGUCAUGCCAUCACUUUCACGCCACUUGGCGUUGGUCUCAUGAAUCGCGAUAUGGGUCCCGAGCUCCAACGAGCAGUACAAGGACUCUGGGCUCGUGUCACUGAAAUCAAGUUUGGCGUGAAGACAUUUGCUCAUACCAGUAAGACGACGUCGGGACUGGUCAGCCCAAGUAAACCGACGAUGUUCAGCGGACGUCGUUCAAGCAGAGGAAGUCGUUAG
Molecule: messenger RNA, 1314 nt
Organism: Aureobasidium vineae
Lineage: Eukaryota; Fungi; Ascomycota; Dothideomycetes; Dothideales; Saccotheciaceae
Source: the annotation of a GenBank genome assembly